AUGGACAGUGGAGACGAGUUUUUCUUCCAUCAUUUCCUUUGUUCAUCGGACGAUUCGUCGUCGGAUGAUGAAGAUCUUGUGAUGGAUGCACUGGUCGUUCACGACCAUAUUCAACGGCAGCUUCGUCGGUACAGGGGGUCACUCCCUGGCCGUGCUCCCAACCUGAACCGCAACAGGGAGAGAGGCCACGCCCUGCUCUAUGUUGAUUACUUUGCCAACACCCCGCUCUUCAAGCCGGAUAAAUUUCAUCGCCGUUUUCGUAUGGCAAGGCAUGUGUUCAAUCGUAUCCGAGAGGGAGUGAUUGCUCAUGACCUAUACUUCGAGUGUAAGACAGAUGCCCUUGGCAAGCUUGGAUUCUCCUCUUACCAGAAAUGCGCCGCGGCCAUCCGCAUGCUUGCAUAUGGAAUUCCAGGCGAUCUGGUGGAUGAGUAUGUGCGUAUGAGUGAGACAACAUGUCUGAUGUCAAUGUACAAGUUUUGCCAGGCUGUGAUCGAGGUGUUUGGCCCAGAGUGCUUGAGGCAGCCAACUGCCGCUGAUACAGAGAGACUGUUGGCGACCAACGCAGCUAGAGGUUUUCCAGGCAUGCUAGGCAGUAUAGAUUGUAUGCACUGGGAGUGGAAGAACUGUCCAUUUGCUUGGCAGGGCCAGUACAAGGGGCAUGUCAACGCGUGCACUGUCAUAUUAGAAGCGGUGGCUUCGCAGGAUCUUUGGAUAUGGCAUUCUUUCUUCGACAUGGUAGGUUCUCACAAUGAUAUCAACGUGCUGCAGCGUUCUCCAGUCUUCGCAAGGCUUGCAGAAGGCCACUCCCCACCUGUCAACUUUGAGAUCAACGGCCACCAGUACAACAAGGGAUACUAUCUAGCUGAUGGCUCUGGCGGAGUUGCUCUUGGGGUCAUCCAUGGCGACCCCUCCGCGUUCUUCUUGGCUCUUAUCGUUCGGUUCUGGAGGGAGGUGCCUUCCGCUGUGAUGAGAAGGAGCGCACCGGCGGCGGCGGCGGCGGCGGCGUGA
This is a messenger RNA of Aegilops tauschii subsp. strangulata, 1008 nucleotides long. NCBI's taxonomy places the organism in Eukaryota, Viridiplantae, Streptophyta, Magnoliopsida, Poales, Poaceae. The record is from RefSeq and is a predicted model, not a curated record.